GAGAUUGGAUCUUUGUUUGCAAGAGUUCUCUUCACCUUUUGCUGCAGAAAUCGGCGGCGAGGACGUCCUCAGAUUACCGAAAAGAUGAGCGCUAACGUCGAAGAAGAAGUUCAGCGUCCUCUUGAGGAGUUAGAAGAGCAAUCCGAGCGAGCAGUUGGAGUUACCUUGGAAGAUACGACCACGAGCGCAGGUAAAAGUGCUGUCGAUGGUGAAGAUAAAGACACAGACGAACCACCAAAGAAAAAGUCGAAGAAAAGCCCUGCAAAGAAAGCGUUGAUUGCAGAACCUACGAGUACAAGCAACGAUAAAUAUCCCUUUGCCCGUUCGCGUGGAAUAAGAAUAUUCAGCGAUCGAGAGAUUGAAUCACAGGAUGCAGAGAUGACCAAAGAGUACUGGCGUUUUUGGAAUGACACAGCUGAAGAAUUGUGUAGCGACAGAGCUUACAACGACUGGGGCAAGCGCGAUCUUAAGCUUUAUAUCGAUGCUGCCUGGAUUAUUCAUAAGACAUACUUGCAAGAAUUACGAGAACGAGAGCUGGCGGGAAUGUUGAAAGAGCUGCAGGAGAAACACGGAUAUGUGGAGUUGCCGCCGAAACUGAAAACCCAGGAUCAAGCUGUUACUAGCGCACUCUCAAAGUUGCAAGAUUCCACAGCAAACCUGAAUGAGCUGAACCUGGAAUUGUCACGCACAAGAGGCAAAGCCAUGAAUCUCAAACAACGAGCAGUGGAUGAUUCAUUCCCUGCCAAACAGAAAGAUGAAGAAACAAGAGUGAUGAGUAAACAAAUCAGUGAGCUUGAGAAAAAUCUCUAUGAAGGAAUGUCUGAAGUAAAGAAUGAUCAAGAUUCCAUGAAGAAAGCUCUUAACAGACAGAAAACAUUGCUUUUUAAAGCACGCCAGGAUCAUCCUGUACUUGGAGACAGUUAAAAAAUACAUGAGACCAUUUACAGACAAAGUGAACAAAAAAAAUCUAAGUUUUUAUUUGGUAGACAAAAGUAUUGCCAUGUCACUUAUUUGCCAGUAACCAUUUUCCAUAAUCUUGGACCUUAAUUUUAGAGCAAGGAUUUUUGUCUUGUUUUAUGAAGAACCUCUUACAUAAGUUAUUGAUGUACAUGUUCACCUCUUGAGGAAGUAUAACCGAUUGAUGGAUAAGAGUCAUUCCUCAUGAAUUUCAUUUUGGUUUUAUCACUAGCAUUAUGUUUAUAGAAUAUGGACCAAGAAACUGCAGUGAAUGUCAAGAUCAAAUGUUAAUUGUGAAACUGGUCCUCUUUGUUGAAAAUGUCUAAUUGAUGUUGAAAUGAAUUACAGAGCCAAGAAAUAUGUAUAGUGAGAAACUAA
Pocillopora verrucosa is the source of this 1335-nucleotide messenger RNA. RefSeq lists its product as uncharacterized. The record is from RefSeq and is a predicted model, not a curated record. NCBI's taxonomy places the organism in Eukaryota, Metazoa, Cnidaria, Anthozoa, Scleractinia, Pocilloporidae.